CACCCCGCCCGUAGAGGCUGCACGAUGAGGAGUAACAGUUAAAGAGCGAUGUGGAAUACGGCGUACAGUCGAAGGAGAUGCGCGGUUGGGCGGGAGGGCAGGCAGCGCAGAGCGGAGCAGACUUGCAGACCUGUUCAUAGAUGCGCCGGGAAGGAAGAGGACGAGGAGGAGCACACGGACAACCGAUCGACGGGGAGAGCAAGCGGAGUGCUGUUGCGCAGUGCAGUGAUGGAUUGAUGACGCCGCGCGGCAGCCCAUACCAAGUGCCGAGUCCCUGCAGAGAGAAUAUAAGACCCGAGAGAAAGCGGCCUUGUCUCUACCGCGGCGUCUUUGUUUGACCCCCAUCAUUAUAUAAUCCGUUUUUAACUCGAGGCCGUGCAGUGUUUUGACUCGCUUUCCGAAGGCGAAGAGAGAGAGAGAGAGAGAGAGAGAGAGAGUGGGAGUCGAGGAGGAGACGAGGCAGGGAAGUGCAGGGCAGACGCUUGGAAAAGGGCUUGGCGAGAGGAAUUUCUCUUGAAAGGAAGGCUGCGAUAGGCGAAAGAAUUGGGAACGGUAGAUAGGGGUUGCAGUUGAAUUGAGAUCGGAAUUGUGAAGAUGGAUUGAGGUUGGAGGAAAUCUGCGCACUCCCUCUACAAGAUCGCCAGACCCAAUUCAGGGAGGAGAGUGCAAAAGACAGUGGAAUGGACGACACUCAUAUGAAUGGAAGUGGCAAUGGCAAUGUGGUGCUGGACGAAGUUGUGGCGCCGGUGCCAGUGCCAGAGCUGGACGCCAAUAGGAAAGUGACGGUUGGGGUUUGCGUGAUGGAGAAAAAGGCUCUUUCACCGCCCAUGACUGAAAUUUUGAAUCGGCUCCAAGCUUUUGGAGAAUUUGAGAUCAUUCUAUUUGGUGACAAAGUCAUCCUCGAAGAUCCCGUUGAAAGCUGGCCUAUAUGUGAAUGCCUGAUUGCCUUUUACUCAUCCGGCUAUCCACUUGAAAAGGCGGAAGCCUAUGCAGAGCUCCGAAAACCGUUUCUCGUAAACGAACUUCAGUCUCAGCACCUUCUUCAUGACCGGCGAAAGGUUUACACGCGUUUGGAAGAAUGUGGGAUUCCAAUCCCUACAUAUGCGUUGGUUAAUCGUGAUCAUCCAGACCAGGAGUUGGAUUACUUUACUGAGGAAGAGGACUAUGUUGAAGUCCAAGGGAAACGGAUAUCGAAACCAUUUGUCGAGAAGCCUGUGGAUGGAGAUAAUCACCGGGUUAUGAUAUAUUACCCUAGCUCAGCUGGUGGAGGGAUGAAGGAACUUUUUCGCAAGGUGGGAAAUCGCUCAAGUGAGUUUCACCCUGAUAAGCGAAGAGUACGGAGAGAAGGAUCCUACAUUUACGAAGAGUUUAUGCCAACUGGUGGAACGGAUGUCAAGGUUUACACAGUUGGUCCUGAAUAUGCUCAUGCCGAGGCACGUAAAAGUCCUGUGGUUGAUGGGGUGGUGAUGCGAAGCGCAGAUGGAAAAGAGGUGAGGUACCCAGUGUUGUUGACACCCGCAGAGAAGCAAAUGGCUCGAGAAGUUUGUGUUGCUUUUGGUCAAGGAGUUUGUGGAUUUGAUCUUCUCAGAUCUCAAGGGCGGUCUUAUGUUUGUGAUGUGAAUGGCUGGAGCUUUGUUAAAAACUCUUACAAGUACUACGAUGACGCAGCAUGUGUUUUAAGGACUAUGUUUCUAGAAGCAAAGGCACCCCACCUUUCUUCGCAGCUACCUCCACGCCUCCCGUGGAGUACUGAUGCUGCCCAGGCUAGCCUUGAUGAUGGUAUAUCCAGACAAGGAAGCAACAUCACUGGAACUUUUGGGCAAUCGGAGGAGCUCCGCUGUGUCAUUGCAGUCCUUCGUCAUGGAGAUCGUACUCCAAAGCAAAAGGUCAAGAUGAAAGUUACCCACGACAGGUUGCUCAAUCUGAUGCUGAAGUACAACGGUGGAAGACCAAGAGCCGAGGCCAAGUUGAAAAGUGCCGUACAAUUGCAAGAUCUAUUGGAUGCAACUCGGAUGCUCGUACCGCGGUCAAGGUCUGGGAAAGAAAGUGAUAGCGAGGCAGAAGAUCUAGAGCAUGCUGAAAAGCUUCGUCAUGUCAAAGCAGUCUUGGAGGAGGGUGGCCAUUUUUCUGGUAUCUAUCGAAAAGUACAGUUAAAACCUCAAAAGUGGGCUAAAGUUCUACGAGAAGACGUUGAAACUGAAGAAGAACGCCCUACUGAAGCUUUGAUGGUGCUGAAGUACGGUGGUGUUCUAACUCACGCAGGUGGCAAGCAGGCGGAGGAACUGGGAAGAACAUUCAGAAAUGACAUGUAUCCAGGCGAAGGCACAGGUCUUCUCCGUCUUCACAGUACUUAUAGGCACGAUUUGAAGAUCUACAGUUCUGACGAGGGUCGAGUGCAGAUGUCAGCAGCCGCAUUUGCAAAAGGAUUACUGGAUUUAGAAGGUCAACUGACUCCAAUUUUGGUUUCCCUCGUAAGCAAGGAUUCACCUAUGCUUGACGGGCUGGAUACUGCUAGCAUCGAGAUGAAGGAGGCGAAGGGUAGGUUGAACCAAAUUGUGACAACCGAAUCGGAUGCACUUCCGAAACCAGCAAAGCCAGAAACACCGUGGAUGGUUGAUGGAGGAGGACUUCCUCCGAAUCCCAUGGAUCUGAUCAGACAACUGGUCGAAUUGACAAAAGCUGUAACAGCACAAGUAAAACUACUGUGCAAAGCCGAGGAAGAACGUUUGGCUGAACGGUUAAAAGAAACACCAUCAGAUGAACUACCUCCUUACGACCAAGCUCGUGCUCUUGGGAAGACAAAUAUGGAUGUAGAUCGUAUUGCUGCUGGAUUACCGUGCGGCAGUGAAGGGUUCCUUCUCAUGUUUGCCCGGUGGAAGAAGCUUGAACGAGAUGUAUUUAAUGAACGUAAAAGUCGUUACGACAUCAGCAAAGUUCCAGAUAUCUAUGACUCUGUGAAGUAUGAUCUCAUACACAAUGCUCAUUUAGCACUGGAGAAGCUGGAAGAAUUGUAUGGAGUUGCAAAGGAGCUGGCAGACGGAAUCAUUCCCGCAGAAUAUGGAAUAAAUCCCAAGCAUAAACUCAUCAUUGGAUCUAAGAUUGCACGUCGUCUGAUGGGAAAGAUCCUAAUCGAUCUCCGUAAUACUCGAGAAGAAGCGAGGAAUGUAGCUGAACUGAGGCACAGCCAAUACGCGGCUAAGAUGGGUUCACGAUCAAGGGCACAAAAGCAGCAGGACGCUGGAGCCGAAGCGAAUGGGAAAGCAAAGACUAGCAACGAAGGGUCGCGUGGACAUUGUUCUGUACCCGAGAAGCUCUCGCCACUGGACAAAGAUCUCACCGAUGACGAUGAAGAGAAAGAAACAAGCUACCGACUGGAUCCGAAGUAUGCAAAUGUGAGGACACCGGAAAGGCAUGUUCGUACUCGGCUUUACUUUACUUCGGAAUCACAUAUACAUGCUUUGAUCAACGUGCUACGUUACUGUUACUUGGACGACACACUGUGCGGGGAAAGCAGUCUUGUUUCUGAUGAGGCAUUACAACGCCUUUUUCAAGUCAAGGAACUUGAUUAUCUAACGCAUGUUGUCCUACGCAUGUACGAGAACACAGCGGUUCCGUUGGAGGACUCCAAAAGAUUCAGAAUUGAGUUGAUGUUCAGCAGUGGAGCUGCUCUGAGCCCGUUGCAGGUUUCUCCUCGCAACCGCGAUCACACGCUUCCAGUGCUUCCUCCAGAAACUCUUCAAGAGGAUGGAUCUUAUGUCACCUUCGACAGGUUGGAGAAGAUGGUCCGGCCGUUUGCCAUGCCUGCAGAAGAUUUUCCACCUGCAACCACUCCACAGGGUUUCACAGGACUUUUUUCAAAAGGUCGAACUACCGCACAACACGUGUUGAGUUGCGCACAGUCUCAUUCAGCCAAAGAACACAUACAGCACCUUCGCAACACCAUCAAGCAAGGGAAGAAGAGAAAUUCUCGCUGAGCACUUGACACCGCGUCUGUCGUCCACAUCUGUACUGUCUAAUUUUCCGAGCUCCUGAGUCGCUCAGCAUGGUUACAGGCAAACAUUAAUCACGUCUGCCAGCAGCUGUUUGCUUCUCGAUUCAAUCCCAAUGCGGACUGCUUCCCUUUGUUGCCUUUCUUGAGUUUUGAGUAGACCUGAUAGAAAGUAGGGUAGGUAGAGGGCUAUCAGAGCUUUUGCGAUUGCAAGAGUAGUUGCAAAGCGGGGAAAUUGUUCCCGUCCCUCAUAGGAAUAGUAAUCAAUAGUAGAGUGUUUGAGCGGCAAGGAAUCAAGAGUAUCGCCGUGGGAGGAUAAAGUGCCGAAGCAUCUUCCGGUGAAGUAGAUUUCCUUAGGAAUCUACGUUCUGAACGUCCUUGUCAACAGGAUUCCCGUUUUGAUGCUUAGAAUCCCGUGAUUAUUCCAAGAUUCAGGAACUGUCGGAACUCUUUGUGUCGUUCCUGUCUGUUCCUGUCCUCAGGAGGUAGAUUAUGCUGGCCCUGCAGGAUUUGUCCGCGGCCAUCAAUUGGAUGAGUCUGGUCACUUGCGCUGUUUAGGGAAUUCGUCACUCAAGUCAAUGUGGGAGUGGUUUAGAUUUAAAGCAAGUUAUCACGGCUGAAAUAAAAAUUGGGUCUACAGUUGGAAAAGAAUUCCUAUUCUUCAACGCAGCCGCCGUCACGUCUGUGCGAACAUUGUAUGACCACUAAGGUACGUGGAGAUUUUGAUUAUUCUAGAAGCCCUGAAAGUGCAGUCAUAGGGUCUCAUAGGUACGGCUUUUUCUGAAUUGUAUCUUUAAGUGUCAAACCGUUCUCUGAUCUUGCUGACUUUGAG
Molecule: messenger RNA, 4820 nt
Organism: Marchantia polymorpha subsp. ruderalis
Lineage: Eukaryota; Viridiplantae; Streptophyta; Marchantiopsida; Marchantiales; Marchantiaceae
Source: the annotation of a GenBank genome assembly